This is a messenger RNA of Hippoglossus stenolepis (Pacific halibut), 1511 nucleotides long. It is a transcript of the gene dnajc22, whose product is annotated as DnaJ (Hsp40) homolog, subfamily C, member 22. Gene Ontology annotation, biological process: endocytosis. Gene Ontology annotation, cellular component: plasma membrane; early endosome. The record is from RefSeq and is a predicted model, not a curated record. Lineage: Eukaryota; Metazoa; Chordata; Actinopteri; Pleuronectiformes; Pleuronectidae. The transcript has 4 exons. The coding region runs from base 140 to 1162 and encodes 340 amino acids.
AUUGCAACAACGGGCAGCAGCCUCAACUAUACGGAAAGGACUGGAAAAGAUUUAUCGCGUUAAGGAUUUGAAAUAAUGGGCUCAGUACUCACCAAGGAUGAUUGAUACUCGCCUGAACAGAGCCUGAUUUGGCUGCAGGAUGGGGAAGAGUGUAAUGGUGGCCUAUGCCCUGUGGGCAAUAGGUGGGCCUUUGGGCCUUCACCAUUUAUACCUAGGAAGAGACAGCCAUGCUCUGUUGUGGAUUCUAACCCUGGGAGGCUUUGGCUUCGGCUGGGUCAGAGAGUUCACACGUAUCCCUGCUUACAUCGGUGAGGCCAAUCGAGAUGCAGACAGCGAGAGAAAAAGACCCUCUGUCGUGGUCCCUCCCCCUGUAAGCCCCGUCAGAUUCGCUGGUCAGGUGUGCGUUGGGAUCUACUUUGGCACCGUGGCUCUGAUAGGACUCAACUCCCUCAAUUUCUUCUACUUGAUCGUCCUGCCUUUGUGUGUGGGUGCAGGGGUGCAUCUGGUUUCCACUGUUGGCCAACAGUCCUCUGACCUAAAAAAAACUCUGACUACUUGUCUAGUAACUUCCUCGAUAUUCUAUGGCAGCAGCUUGUCACCUUUGCCUAUUAGUCUAGCUGCCAGUGUGACUGCUGCUCAGCACCGCAGAUUCAAACCCCCGCGGACACAGCAGAGAACAGAGGAACUAGGGCCACGGCUUUACAAGCUCGGCCUAGCUUGGCUGGCCUUCUCUGCCCCAUUGGGUUACUGUAUUUUCCACAACACCACAGCCACCCUGUACUAUCUGUCUGACUGUGUGUCAGCGCUGCUGGAUAUCUUCUGGUUUCUGCCUUGGCUCAGAGGUGCGCUGGAGUACGUUCUUUUAAUGCCAUAUCGCAUCUUGUGUGCUCUCACUGGAGGGGGGUACUACGAAGAGGCUUGGAGGAAGGUGCUGGAAAUUCUGCUCAAAGAGUACACAGAGGAAGAGAAGGAGGCACUGCACGUAUUGUCAUUGGAGGCAGAGGCUACACUUGCAGAGAUAACUCAAAGCUAUAGGGAGCUGGUCAAGACGUGGCAUCCAGACCACAACCCCAGCAAUGAUGCAGAGGCGACGUUUCUAAAGAUCCAAGAGGCGUAUGAGGUCCUUCUCCGGCACCACAAGCCCCGUCAUCAGUUCAAAUAGUUGCAAGAGGAAAAAGGGAUGUGAGACUGUGAGAUUGAUGAGAUUGAUUGGAUGUUAGAUUGCGUUGUUUUACAUUGAUCAUUUUCUUAACAUUAUAGUGAGUGCUUACAUUAUCACUUCCCCUAUGGUCUAACAGCCUUUGAGCAGCUUUCUGAGUGGUUACUUGGCAGAGCUUGCUGCCACCUUGUGGCGCCAUACCUGUAAUAACACCACAAACUAUUUCAUCUCAACAAUUUGACUUAUGUUUUAAUGUCUGCUUUCAUGCAAUUAAAAGCUGAACCACCACAGACACACACGCACACCUUUAAUUCAGAUUGUGAAUAAUAAAAGGAACCAGUAAAAGGUGUAA